Molecule: messenger RNA, 4059 nt
Organism: Cephus cinctus (wheat stem sawfly)
Lineage: Eukaryota; Metazoa; Arthropoda; Insecta; Hymenoptera; Cephidae
Product: zinc finger CCCH domain-containing protein 13
Exons: 5
Coding region: 914-3595 (893 amino acids)
Source: RefSeq, a predicted model, not a curated record
UGGACUCGGGCUUUGGUCACGCCGAACGGAGCAACCGGACGCAUUUAUAAAUCGCGAGGAUGCUCAUCGACAACUAUACGGUGACGUACACGAUGCAGUGACGAUAUAUAAAAGUACAGCGCGAAGUGUCGGUAGUUUCGUCUCUUGAAGGAUCACGUGAUCCAGCUAGCGUGUUGAGCGGAUCGAGAAGGACGGUGAUAAAAAUUGAGCCGCGUGCGGGAGGCCGAGGGGAAAGGAAAAGAAAGCAACCCUUAAGCAGCCCUUUUUUGGUAUUAUCGCGCAUCUCCUCGUUAUCGACGUGAUCCGUCGAGAUAUCGCAGAUAGUGACGGGAGUUAUCUUCUGGCUUAGUAGCUCCUUAUAAAAUAUCCUGCCAAAUACGAUAACUCUCGGCGGAAGUUGUUAUACGUGUAUUUUUCAGUGACACUCUUAAAGCAAAAGUUCUCCUUCAAGUUGCAGCACGACGCUCUAGUCGGCGCUUUAUCGAUCGUUGUAAAUUGGAUUUGAGGCUUGCGCUACACAGUCACCCUCUACUUUGAGAUUCAAAAGAAACGCGCGUCGCUUGGCUACUAGACUGUACUGCAUGUACUGCAGCGAAUCGAGAGCUUUUUUCUUUCGAGAGCUACCUGUCAAAGUGAACGUCAUAAUCGACGAUAAGAGGUCGUAAUUGUGAAUCUUGGUAACGGCGUGCAAUUUUGGUAAAAUUCUUUUUUUUUCAAAUUCGACCGAAUAACGCGAUCCGGAUACCUCGGAAUGAUCUGUAAGAACGGAGAUCGUGAUUAACGAAAGCGUCCCGACGCCCGUAACGAGUUACGCGUCUCUGGCGAUUGGCGCAUCUGAUCGCGUGUGCAUGAAUGAACUCUACGUGGAAGUGUUGACACAUCUCAACGGUCACGUAUCACACAGAGCAAGAGGAUGCACCUAGAGGUGACAGUGGCUCUGGCCAUUGCUUGCCUGGCGGGCGUGGUAGGAGCAGCCACCCUUGCAUCCCUCUCGCCCCUCGAUCAAUACUCCCCGCAACACGAGGGCUACCCUCUCGAACCUCGAGAGAUUCCGGAACAUCCAAACUGGAAGGAGAAUGAGGAUGAUGCUGGGAUCGACUCGAUGGUCCAGUCUGCUCACUUUAGAAACGGAAUGAAGAUCGGUAACGAUUUUAUCGCAACUCCGGAGGAUCGUGAACUCAACGUUGAUGAAUUGGCCGAGGAGAACGAGAGGACGUUAUCCGCAGAGGAGGACGAUUUUGUGGGGGACGAUAACUUCCAGGAUCAGGGUCCUGGAUCGGUGGAAGUUUACAAGCUGGAUUUAGCGAGGGACAAGCCCUUACUGAGUCCGCCGAUUCCGAAGAUGCCCUUUUUCCGUUCGAAGAGUAAAACACCGAAGAAGGCAUCCUUCAACGAGACGAGCUGGAAGCCGAAGAAUAUUCCUGAAUCAAAGAUAUUAAAUCCAAAGAUUUUUGUGGAACCACCCUACGAGCAAUUCGGAAUAGGCGGCGUCCCGGAGCUUCAGGUGGGUUGCGAAGGUCUGGAAGCGUCCUACAGAUCAAAAAGAUCGUCGGAAAGAAAGGAGGGUCGGAUCAGAGAUGAAAAUGAGAUGAAUCCAAUGAGUCCCGUCACCGCGCUUGACCUUGACUUGAAUUACGAUUCCUACGAAGAUGAAGGCUACGAGGAUGAACUAGUGAAAAUUAAAAUGGCCGAGUCUAGCACUAACAGUCCCUCGAAUAAGAAGAACAGGGGCGACAUUGAACCCGGUCUUGCUGAUCUCGGCGGCAGGAGACCUCGUCCUGAGAACCUACCGAAUCGCGGGGAUCUGGGUCCUGUGAGUGGAGCAUUCUUGGAAUCAAUCAACGCGAUAGACAGCAAGGGUACCAAUGCAGCGCAAUCACAGGGUGCAGCCAGGACGGAGAAUCCCUACAACGCUCCGGUAAGUCGGCAACAGGGUUUGUCCCCGGUAGAAGGUCCUUCAGGGUACAGUGGAGGCUCUCGCAAGCUUCUGUCAGUCGAGAGCGACGACGAGAAGGACCUUCUCGAAGAAGACUAUCCAAAGCGUGUGGAGCGUGAGGUCCUCUGGGGAUUCGACGAGGACGAGGGUGCGAUUACGAGCAAGGAGUUGGAGAUCCGGAAGAGAAAGAAAAAAGAGAAUGAAUUUAGGAAGCGAGAGCACGAGAGCCGAAUGGAGGAGACAGCCCUGAGACACCGAGAGAAUCGGACAGAUCAUGGUCCUGCCAGGGAGAAGAAGCGAUUACAGACGACAGGAGAAGUCUCGAAUUCCAGGCAAACGUACGACAGGGCAUUGGAGAGGCAACGGAGGAGACAUAGGGAUAAGGCAAGAGAACGCGAGGAUCAAGAGAGGCGAAGAGCUAGUGAUAGGCUAUCCGAAGAGAAAAGAAGAAGAGAGGAAGAAGAUGCGAGAAUGGAGGCUAGAAGGAAAUGGCAGGAGGAGAAGCGUGGAGACGAAGAGACCAGGGCCCAACGCGAGGGGACGACUGAACGUGGACGAGUGGAAGAAGAGGAACGCAGAAGACAGGAAGCUGAGAGCAGAAAAGAAGGACCGUCCAAUCUUGUUCGUUCCGCGAGCAGAGAGUCGGAGGAGAGACGUGAGCGUAAAUUGCGGGAGUACGUGAGGAAGAACACGCCAAUGAUAGUCGACGCCAGACGACAGAAGGAGAAGGACAGACAAGAAGCAGAGGAACAGAGGUUGCAGGAGUACAUAAGAAGGAUGCAGCCGGUCGAUGUAUCCGGAAGAGACAGUAGCAGACUCGCGCAGGAAUAUCAGGAGAGGAAGAGAAUAGCGGACGCUAGAACGUACCAACCGAAUUAUCCGACUAAUGGAAGACGCAGCCACGGUCCGUCAGCGCCGACUAACGUCCCUUCCCGGGCGUCCUCGAACCAGGUCCAGCGCAGGCAGGAAGCCAGACGUCUCGAGGAGGAGAGGCGCAGGAUCGAGAGACAAAGGUUCCUCGAGGAAAACGAGAGCAGGAUGGCCCGCAGAAGAGAGGAGGCACGCAGGCGUUACGAGGAGGACCGAAAGAGGCUGGAAGCUGCGAGAGCUCAGGAAGAAAGGAGGAGGCAGGAAGGGAUCUCCGAGAGGACUGUGCAGGGUAGAGGAAGGGGACGGGAACCGAGUGAGGCACCAGCCAAUUCGAUCCUGACCAGGGGCAGGAGUGCUCAGGAACUCGGGAGGAGACGACUGGAGGACUACGAGAGCAGGGUAAAGGAGGAGAUCAGAAUGAACUCUCUACCAGUGAGGGCAAGGGUAAUAAUUCGCCCUUCGACCGAAGCUGCGUCGAAUUCUCCGAGAAUUUCAAGUAGAAAUAAUUUCGAGAAUGGUAUUGAUUUCCAGGGUAUCAAUCCAAAUCGUCAAGGAUUGGAGGCAGCACGAUUCCCAGUGCCAGCUACUAUCAGACCACCUGUCAAGAGUCCUAGUCCCUGUGUGUGGGCGAUUCUACAGUGUUGUCCUUCAAACAAUCGCCUGACGAGUUGCUUCGAGUCCAUGGGAUGUCCUGGCGUCAAUUGGGAUCCGAAUCCUUGCAGAGGAUCCAUAAUUCAGGAUGCGCAUUCAGAAAUAAUGAAAUUUUACGAACUUGAGAACAGGCACUAGAGAGUCAAAGAGAAAAGCAAUUCAAAUUGUCUAUAUAAUUGAAAAGAAAAAAAAAAAAAACAUUUUAAAGUUUAAAGUAUCCAAAGCAUUUCGUAGCAACCGACAUAAUUUCUGAUCUACUCUGAUAUUGUAAACAAGACACAGGAAGAGACAACAUUUGUUGUUGUCACUACUGCCUUCUUUUUGUAUACCACUGUACAGUUAAUAAUCACGACGCUAGUAUUAAUUCCUGAUCUAACAAGAGCGGCUGUACGCGUUGCUCUGCCGUUAAUGAAUUCGUUUAAACUCUAAUUCUCUUUCUUUUUGCAUUUAGUCGCCGAAAUAUAAUUCACAGCUUUCUCACGUGUAAUGUAGAUAGACCAGUUUGCUUCGACGAGCAGUCAACAAUGUAAUAUAGUAGAUAUUUAUGUAUGUACUCAUCGUGUUCCAUUUUAUUGGAAUAAAUUUCUAUAUGUGCUAUGUAA